Molecule: messenger RNA, 678 nt
Organism: Paramuricea clavata
Lineage: Eukaryota; Metazoa; Cnidaria; Anthozoa; Malacalcyonacea; Plexauridae
Source: the annotation of a GenBank genome assembly
AUGUUUGUGAUAAAAAGGAACAAUAACCACAUGUGUCUUAAGACUCAACACUUAAAAUUCGUCGAUAUCACAAACUAUCUGGCUCCGGGAUUUAGUUACGAACAGUUUCUCAAAGCGUACGAGUGCUCCCAGACCAAAGGCUACUUCCCGUACGAGUGGGUCGACUCCCUCGACAAACUCAAUCAUUGCUCCUUUCCAGCACGCGAAACCUUCUAUUCCACUCUAUCCGGAACCGACAUCACCGAGGAAGAGUAUGAGUAUUGCCAGGGUGUAUGGGACGAACAGAAUAUGACAGCUUUCCGCGACUUUCUCGUGUGGUAUAACAACCUUGAAGCAAUUGAUAAAAUAAGCAAUUUCUGGCAAGAAAGGAACAUUGAUAUGUUUAAGGACGGUGUGAGUGUGCUUGGCUUAACUAUGAAAUAUUUAUUUUCAAACAUUCCAGGCACCUACUUCUCCUUGUUCAGCGAGAAGGACAAGGAUAUGUAUUAUUCAAUGAAGGAUAAUAACGUAGGGGGCCCCAGCAUUAUCUUUAACAGGUACCACGAGAAAGAGAAAUCAUCCAUACGGAAGGAAGAAAUGCGAGCCAGAGGAAAAGAAUCGAAAUCCUGCAAGAAUGUAGUUGGUUACGAUGCCAAUGCGCUCUACUUGUGGGCCAUCAUGCAAGACAUGCCAACGUGA